Fibroporia radiculosa is the source of this 1002-nucleotide messenger RNA. RefSeq lists its product as uncharacterized. The transcript has 9 exons. The record is from RefSeq and is a predicted model, not a curated record. NCBI's taxonomy places the organism in Eukaryota, Fungi, Basidiomycota, Agaricomycetes, Polyporales, Fibroporiaceae. Bases 1 to 1002 code for a protein of 333 amino acids.
AUGAGGCUCGUUCUGAGGCUCGCCUUGACGGUCACGCUCGCCGCAACCACCCUAGCGCAACUUGAAGGGAUGCCUCGAGACUUUCUGGGUCAAGUCAAGGCAUCUGUUCAAACUGUGCGCACGUCCAUCAUACAGGAAGCGGACAGGAUUCUUUCCAGAGCUGCUUAUGACAAUCUGAAGCUGUCUGUUGAUGAUAUUGAUCCGUCUAUUUCGAGUGAAAACGGAGCCCAUACUGAGAGAUCCCCUGGCUUCUUCAAUGAUGUGAAAUCGACUGUCGAUUCCAUCGGUACCAUCAUCACAGAUGCUGCUGGGAAGGCUGGCGCCACUGCACAGCAGUUCACCGAGGCCCUGAUCGACGGUGCUGCAGCGAGUUAUCCAGACGCCGCGAAGCAACUGCAAGAGUUCCAGACAGUGCUCGCGCGUGUCGUUUCUGGAGCACAGGAGCUUCACGCCCAAUUCUCCACUUCUGCUGCCCAGGACGGGAGCAAAGACGACUUCAACGCUGACUUACAGCAGUUCCUCAAAAAGCUGCUUAAGGAUCUACAAACGGCAUUUCCCCCGCCAGAGAAAGCACUAGGACACACAGAGCGCGUGGAGACCGUGUCGAAGGUCCUUGCAGAAGCACAACACGCAAUUAUGCAAUUCGCCAUUAAGCAUGGGAUACAGGAGGAACACUUGCAUUCACACUUGACUGAGUUCGUGGGCCAUCUGGGCACGCUUAUCGUACUAAUGGGAGAUAUUACGGAACAGCAUCCAGUCCUCUCGAGCAUUGUAAUCUCCGCGGUUCUAGCACUACUGGUUAGACCACUCAUUCUUCGGCCCUUCUUGAGACUGCUAGGCUUCGGAUUGCUGGGCCCCACCGAAGCAUCUGUGAACCUAACCUCACGUGGGGACAUGGGAUUAGGAUCCUUUGCUGCUUGGGCACAGAGCACGUUCUUCGGGGCAAAUGUCGGCAAGGGGAGCUGGUUUGCGAUUCUGCAAAGCAUUGGAAUGCGGCUGUAG